AUGAGUACAACACCAUCUCCACUCGACUUUCCCACCGCAGCUUCGAUGGAAGUGGCCAUGGACGCAUAUGACGACCAUCCAUCGUUGUCGGCGUCGCUGGAGGAUUUUGCGGCUCCCACGACACGGUCACCUGUUCCUGACAUGCCCUCGCAACAUUCCGGGUUCCGAUCAGAGUAUUCAGACGACGGCCGGGCUAGUAGCCCUCAAGAGCGCUGGUCGCCGCCCGGUCUCAGACAACCCAGCGACUCGCUGAAUGGAAGUCAUUGGUAUCGCCAUACGCCUUACGAUCGAUUAUACAUGAGACCCACGCUACAACCGCACAGCGCUUCGGCAUCGCGCGAGGCGAGUCCUCAAUAUGAGGAUGCACCCGAAGCACCACCUCCGCCAUCACCACUAAAGAGCGUCGAAUUACCUGAUGUUUCACUUGCAGCCAGUGUUCCUCUACCGCCAGGCACAGAUUCGCCUCUCAAAGGACGAUCGGUAUCUCCCGAACCACGAGCAGAUGAGCCACAUUCAAAUUACGUUCGUUUCCGAGUAUCCGCCGAAGUAGCGCAACGAGAACCCAUACAAGCUGUUUGGAAUGCGAUUCGUCUUCCAUUCAAUCGACUGUUCAGCACCAAACUCAGCACGUUUACAACCGUCCUCGUUGGACUCUUUGGAAUGUUAUUUAUGCGCUCGUUAUCUAUACCUUCGGCUACGCCGACAGUACCUAAUUUGAUGAAACUAUGUGCAUUUGCGCGCAAUUUCGAGCCAUUGAUCCACUAUUCCGAGAAUGGCAUACAACAUAUCAGCAAUUUACAAGAGACAGGAAUCGCCGUCUGGGAUUUGGGUGAAUCUGUGCGCGGCAGUAACAUGACAAGUGCGCCCAUUAUAGUCACCCAACUGGACGAAUUAUCCGAUUCACUAAAGACUCUUUCCCUCGAAUUGACUCGAUUCUUCUCCAAUGUGGACUCGGACAUCGAUUCGAUCCUGCUGGUAAUGGACUGGGUCCGUCGUGAGCUUACGGUAAUCAACUCGCAGCCGCCGAGUAGUCUGCCAAGCGUCAUGAUUGACAACAUACACAAUAUGAUAUCCCAGCUUGUUAGCUUGGAGCAUGGAGCCGAAACGACUAUCGACGGCGAAGCCCCUUCAAGCAGCAAUCCAGUUCCCGGAUCCCUGACCAUGUUGGGAACGGUGGUAACGACUGUUUUUGGCCCAACGUCUGCGCAUCGCACUCGCACAGCCUUGAUGCGAACAUUCACUGAGUUCCUAAAUGUCCUCGAGGAAUCGAUCAAUAGCGAAUUAGUACACUCCAACGCCCUGGUCGCACUCUUCGAGUCUAUUGAUCGCCAGUUCCUAAAUCUUCAACGUGUCGUCGUCCGCGAAUCCGACACCCAAGAACGCGAAGAAGGCGAAAUGCUCAGCUCCCUCUGGACUCGCGUGCUAGGCCCUAACAGAGGCCUAGUUCGCAAAUACGAAAAGAACCGAAAGCUGCUCGCUGACGUCCGCCGGCGCACAGUAAGCAACAAACACCAACUAAUGGACCACCAAGCCCGCCUUCUGAAUCUAAAAGUCAACCUCGAAACCCUGCGCCGGAAAUUGGUGAGCCCCCUCGUACGACAGAAGAAUGAUUCCUUUAUGUCGAUUGGCGGCGCCAUUGACGCGACGAAUAGCGUCUUGGGCGCAAUCGAGGAUCAGAUUGAAGGUGUAGAAAAUACAUAUGACUAUCUCCGGGAGGUGCGUGAGACGCAAAAGAAAAAGUACAUGGACAUGGUCUUUGGCGCCAGCCGGAUUACGGAUAGGUAUCUGGAGCUCGACGAGACGGCUGAUGAUUAG
Messenger RNA from Talaromyces amestolkiae, 1815 nucleotides. RefSeq lists its product as uncharacterized. NCBI's taxonomy places the organism in Eukaryota, Fungi, Ascomycota, Eurotiomycetes, Eurotiales, Trichocomaceae. The record is from RefSeq and is a predicted model, not a curated record. The transcript has 2 exons. The coding region runs from base 1 to 1815 and encodes 604 amino acids.